This is a messenger RNA of Alosa sapidissima (American shad), 13270 nucleotides long. It is a transcript of the gene csmd3b, whose product is annotated as CUB and Sushi multiple domains 3b. The record is from RefSeq and is a predicted model, not a curated record. Lineage: Eukaryota; Metazoa; Chordata; Actinopteri; Clupeiformes; Clupeidae.
CCAGACACAACGGAAGACGCUCCGCUUCUGGUCGAAGGACGGAGACCGAAAAAAUAACAAUUAUCUUCAUGUGAACAUGAAAAUAAAUGGCAUAGAGGGGUAUCACAUCAGGUCGACGGAAAUCUUUAACAUUUUCAAGAGAGGAUGUAUUAAACGUGGUCCAGGGGACUUUUUACAAGCUAAAAAAAUGAGGAUUAAAACUGGAGUUAUAUUUUGGAAUCUCGUAUUUUUUAUGAUGGUCACGUGUGUGCGAGGUUUCAUAUAUACAUGCGGUGGGACGUUGAAAGGAAGAAAUGGGACCAUUGAAAGCCCCGGAUUUCCAUACGGAUAUCCCAAUGGGGCAAACUGUACGUGGGUAAUCGUAGUGGAGGAGGGCAACCGCAUUCAAAUAGUCUUUCAGUCAUUUGCGGUGGAGGAGGAAUAUGACUUUUUAUCGCUCUACGACGGGCACCCUCAUCCAGCCAACUUCAGGACGAGGUUAACAGGUUUUCAAAUGCCACCACCAGUCACGAGCACGGGGUCGGUCUUCUCCCUGCGCCUCACCAGUGACUUUGCCGUCAGCGCACACGGCUUCAAAAUAUACUACGAAGAGUUGCAGAGCAGUGCCUGCGGUAACCCGGGUGUCCCCCCAAAAGGCAUCCUGUCCGGCACACGCUUCAACGUGGGAGACAAAAUCCGCUACAGCUGCGUGACAGGCUAUGUGCUGGACGGCCACCCCCAGCUCACCUGCAUCACCAACGCUGCCAAUAUGGCUGUGUGGGACUUCCCUGUCCCUAUCUGCCGAGCUGAGGACACAUGUGGUGAUACUCUGAGGGGUUCAAGUGGCAUCAUAUCAAGUCCCAAUUUCCCGAGUGAAUAUUACAAUAAUGCGGACUGUACGUGGACCAUACUUGCUGAUCCCGGAGACACCAUUUCCGUAAUUUUUACAGACUUCCAGACAGAGGAAAAGUACGACUACUUGGAGGUGGAAGGAUCGGAGCCGCCAACAAUUUGGUUAUCGGGGAUGAAUGUCCCGUCACCCAUUGUCAGCAACAAGAACUGGCUGAGGCUACACUUUGUAACCGACAGCAACCAUCGAUACAAAGGCUUUAGUGCCCAUUAUCAAGUGAAUGAGGGCGGCAUCAAACAGGCGUCCAACUCCUGCCCGGACCCAGGGGAGCCUGACAACGGCAAGCGCAUUGGCUCCGACUUCAGCAUCGGGGCUACAGCUCAGUUCACCUGUGAUGAGGACCACGUCCUCCAGGGCUCCAAGACCAUCACCUGUCAGCGGGUAGCGGAGGUGUUCGCAGCAUGGAGUGACCACCGGCCCGUCUGCAAAGAGAAAACAUGCGGCUCCAAUCUUCAGGGUCCCUCCGGUACCUUCACAUCGCCGAAUUUCCCCAUUCAGUAUGACAGCAACUCCCAAUGUGUUUGGAUUAUCACCGCCAGUAACCCUAAUAAGGUAAUACAGAUUAACUUUGAGGAGUUUGACCUGGAGAUUGCCUACGACACACUAACCAUCGGCGAUGGAGGGGAAGUCGGCGACCCGUCCACUGUGCUGCAAGUUCUGACCGGCAGCUUCGUUCCUGACCUCAUAGUUAGCAUGACCCACCAGAUGUGGCUGCACCUCCAGUCGGACGAGAGUGUGGGAUCCAUCGGCUUCAAGAUCAACUACAAAGAAAUUGACAAGGAGAGCUGUGGGGAUCCAGGGACGCCUUUGUACGGCAUUCGGGAGGGCGAUGGCUUCUCCAACGGGAAUGUGCUUCGCUUCGAGUGCCAGUUUGGCUUCGAGCUGAUUGGUGAGAAGACCAUCUCCUGCCAAGACAACAACCAGUGGUCUGCCAACGUCCCCAUGUGCAUCUUCCCCUGCCUGUCAAACUUCACUGCCCCGAUGGGGACAGUGCUGUCCCCCGACUACCCGGAGGGCUAUGGCAAGAACCUCAACUGCGUGUGGCUAAUCCUGUCGGAGCCGGGCAGCCGCAUCCACCUGGCCUUCAACGACUUCGACCUGGAGGCACCCUACGACUUCCUGACGGUGAAGGACGGCGAGUUCCUGGACUCGCCAGUCUUGGGGCGCUUCUCGGGCGCUGAGGUGUCCUCGCACCUCACCAGCAACACCAACAUCCUCCGGCUGGAGUUCCAGGCCGACCACUCUAUGUCCGGCCGAGGGUUCAACAUCACGUACACCACUUUCGGCCACAACGAGUGCCCAGACCCCGGCGUCCCGCUGAACGCCCGGCGCUUCGGCGACAACUUCCAGCUGGGCAGCUCCAUCUCGGUGAUCUGCGAGGAGGGCUUCAUCAAGACGCAGGGCGCUGAGACCAUCACCUGCGAGCUGGCCAACAGCAAGGUGAUGUGGAGCGGCCCCAUCCCCAAAUGUGAAGCUCCGUGUGGUGGCCACUUCUCGGCUCCCAGCGGGGUGAUCCUGUCUCCGGGGUGGCCUGGAUAUUACAAGGACUCACUGAGCUGUGAGUGGGUGAUCGAAGCCGAGGUGGGCCGCUCCAUCAAGAUCACCUUUGACAAAUUUCAGACGGAGAUCAAUUACGAUUUCCUGGAGCUGCACGACGGCCCCAAUCUACUGUCUCCGCUGAUUGGCUCCUUCAACGGCAGCCAGGUCCCCCAGUUCCUGUUCAGCAGCGCCAAUCACCUGUACAUGCUCUUCACCACGGACAACAGCCGCUCCGACAGCGGCUUCAAGAUCCUCUACGAGGGCGUUACUGUGGACACCUAUUCCUGCUUGGACCCCGGCAUCCCCGUGAAUGGCCUGCGCUACGGGCAGGACUUCUCCAUCGGCUCCACAGUGUCGUUCGGCUGUGACCCGGGCUACCGGCUGAGCCACGAGGAGCCGCUGGUCUGUGAGAAGAACCACUGGUGGAGCCACCCGCUCCCCACCUGCGAUGCUCUGUGCGGGGGUGAUGUGCGUGGCCCCGGUGGCACUAUCCUGUCCCCUGGGUACCCCGAGAUGUACCCCAGCUCCCUGAACUGCACCUGGACGGUGGAGGUCAGCCAUGGCAAAGGCGUCCAGUUCACCUUUGUCACGUUCCACCUGGAGGACCACCACGACUACCUGCUGAUCACGGAGAAUGGCAGCUUCGUCCAGCCGCUGGCCCGUCUCACUGGUUCCGAGUUGCCCUCGCCCAUCAACGCUGGUCUCUACGGCAACUUCAAGGCCCAGCUGCGCUUCAUCUCUGACUUCUCCAUUUCCUACGCUGGUUUCAACAUCACCUUCUCAGAGUACAACCUGGAACCGUGUGAGGACCCAGGAGUGCCGCCCUACGGCCGCCGCAACGGCUACAGCUUCGGCAUCGGCGACACGCUCACCUUCUCGUGCAACAUGGGCUACCGUCUGGAGGGGGCGCCGGAGAUCAUCUGCCUGGGAGGGGGCCGGCGCAUGUGGAGCGCACCUCUGCCAAGGUGUGUGGCUGAGUGCGGUUCAUCUGUCAUCAACAACGAGGGCAUCCUGCUAUCCCCGAACUACCCCAUGAACUACGACAACAACCACGAGUGCAUCUACAGUAUCCAGGUUCAAGCAGGCAAAGGCAUCAACAUAUCAGCCAGGACUUUCCAUUUGGCCCAGGGGGACAUCCUCAAGAUCUACGAUGGGAAGGACAGCACGGCUCAUGUGCUUGGGGCGUUCACAGGCUCGGCCAUGCUGGGCCUCACGCUCAUCAGCACCUCCAACCACCUCUGGCUGGAGUUCUUCUCUGACGCAGAGGCCACUGGCGAGGGCUUUAAGCUGGUCUACUCCAGUUUUGAGCUCUCACACUGUGAGGACCCUGGCGUGCCCCAGUUUGGCUACAAGGUCAAUGACCAGGGCCACUUCUCCGGAAGCACCAUCACCUACAAGUGCAACCCCGGCUACACCCUGCAUGGCAGCAGCGUGCUCAAGUGCAUGACGGGCGAGCGACGCACCUGGGACAACCCUCUGCCCUCCUGCAUAGCGGAAUGUGGGGGUCGAUUCAAAGGAGAGUCCACUGGCCGCAUCCUGUCGCCCGGAUACCCGUUUCCCUACGACAACAACCUCCGCUGCACCUGGAUCAUUGAGGUCGACACGGGCAACAUCGUCAGCUUGCAGUUCCUGGCCUUUGACACCGAAGCCUCCCAUGACAUCCUGAAGGUGUGGGAUGGUCUCCCGGAGAACGAGAUGUCCCUGCGGGAAGUGAGCGGUUCUCUUCUGCCCGAGGGUAUUCACAGCACCCUCAGCGUGGUCACCAUCCAGUUCGAGACCGACUUCUACAUCAGCAAGUCCGGCUUCGCCAUCGAGUUCUCAAGCUCUGUGGCCACAGCCUGCAGGGAUCCCGGCGUUCCGAUGAAUGGCAGCCGGAACGGAGAUGGCCGGGAGCCGGGCGACACGGUGACCUUUCAGUGUGAUCCGGGCUACGAGCUGCAGGGCGAGGUGAAGAUCACCUGCAUCCAGGUGGAAAACCGCUACUACUGGCAGCCCAGCCCGCCCGUCUGCAUCGCUCCUUGUGGGGGGAACCUGACUGGCUCUUCAGGGUUCAUCUUGUCCCCAAACUACCCGCACCCGUACCCGCACAGCAAGGAUUGCGACUGGUUGAUAGCGGUCAACUCGGACUACGUCCUGUCACUGGCGUUUAUCAGCUUCAGCAUCGAGCCCAACUACGACUUUGUCUACAUCUACGACGGGCCGGACAGCAACAGCCCGCUCAUCGGCAGCUUCCAGGACAGCAAGCUGCCCGAGCGCAUCGAGAGCAGCUCCAACACCAUGUACCUGGCGUUCCGCAGCGACGGCUCCGUCAGCUACACCGGCUUCCAUCUGGAGUACAAAGCCAAGCUACGGGAGUCUUGCUUUGACCCGGGCAACGUGAUGAACGGCACGCGACUGGGCAGCGACUACAAGCUGGGCUCAACGGUGACGUUCUACUGUGAGGCCGGCUACGUGCUGCAGGGCUACUCCACGCUCACCUGCAUCAUGGGAGACGACGGCAGGCCCGGCUGGAACAGAGUGCUCCCCAGCUGCCAGGCCCCCUGUGGGAGUCGGUCCACUGGUAACGAGGGCACUGUUCUGUCGCCCAACUUCCCCCGGAACUACACAUCUGGUCACAGCUGCGUGUACGCCAUCUCUGUGCCCAGGGAGUUUGUCCUGUUUGGACAGUUUGUGUUGUUCCAAACCUCCCUCAAUGACGUGGUGGACAUCUACGACGGACCCACUCAGCAGUCUCCUCUGCUCUCCUCACUGUCAGGCUCGCACUCAGGGGAGUCUCUUCCUUUGAGCACAGGGAACCAGAUCACCAUCAAGUUCACCACCGUGGGCCCAGAGACAGCCAAGGGAUUUCACUUCGUCUACCAAGCGGUGCCACGCACAAGUGCCACCCAGUGCAGCUCAGUACCCGAGCCACGCUUCGGCAAGCGCAUCGGGAACGACUUUGCUGUGGGUGCGUCGGUGACAUUUGAGUGUAACCCUGGCUACACCCUCCACGGCUCCUCAGCCAUCCGCUGUGAAGCAGUGCCCGACACCCUCGCACAGUGGAACGACUCCUUACCCACAUGUGUCGUGCCAUGCGGAGGGGUGUUGACAUCACGCAAGGGGACCAUCCUGUCCCCAGGUUACCCCGAGCCCUACGACAACAACGUGAAUUGCGUGUGGAAGGUCUCGGUGCCCGAGGGGGCAGGAAUACAAAUCCAGGUAGUGAGUUUUGCGACUGAGCAUAACUGGGAUUCCCUGGAGUUCUAUGAUGGUCCAGACAGCAAUGCUCCAAGACUAGGAAGCUAUUCAGGGACGACCAUUCCCCCGCUGCUGAACACCACCUCCAACAACCUGUACCUUAACUUCAUCUCCGACAUCAGUGUGUCGGCGGCAGGUUUCCAUCUGGAGUACACAGCGAUUGGUUUGGAGUCCUGCCCGGAGCCUCAGACGCCCAACUAUGGCAUCAAACUAGGUGACCGCUACAUGGUGGGGGAUGUUGUCCAGUUUCAGUGUGAGCAAGGAUACUCUUUGCAGGGGAAUGCGUACAUAACAUGCAUGCCAGGACCUGUGAGAAGAUGGAACUACCCAGUGCCACUCUGCCUAGCUCAAUGUGGCGGGUCCAUGACUGAGGUCAGUGGUGUGAUUCUGAGCCCUGGGUUUCCUGGCAACUAUCCUAGCGGACUGGACUGCACCUGGACCGUCAAACUGCCCAUCGGCUUUGGCAUCCACCUGCAGUUCUUCAACUUCUCCACGGAGGCCAUUCACGACUACCUGGAGGUACGCAGCGGCAACGCCGAGACGGGCGCCGUCAUCGACCGCUUCAGCGGACCCCAGGUGCCGCAGCCGUUCUUCAGCACCACCCAUGAGACCAGCUUCUUCUUCCACAGCGACUACUCCCAGAACAAGCCCGGCUUCCAGAUCAAUUACCAGGCGUACCAGCUGCAGAGCUGCCCUGACCCGCGCCCUUUCCAGAACGGCAUUGUGAUCGGCGGCGACUUCAGCGUGGGCAUGACUGUGUCGUUCGAGUGCCUGGCUGGCUACUCUCUCAUCGGGGAGGCCUCCCUCACAUGUCUCCAUGGGAUCAGCCGCAACUGGAACUUCCCCGUGCCUCGAUGUGAAGCUCUGUGUGGCGGGAACAUCACCUCCAUGAACGGCACCGUGUUCUCCCCUGGCCACCCUGCCGAGUACCCCAACUUCCAGGACUGCGUGUGGAACGUCAGGGUGCCCCCCGGCUACGGCAUCUUCAUCAACUUCACCACCCUCAGCACCGAGCCCAUCUAUGACUACAUCACUGUUUGGGACGGCCCUGACCAGAGCUCGCCCCAGAUUGGCCAGUUCAGUGGGAAUACAGCACUCGAGUCGGUCUACACCACGUCCAACCAGAUCCUCAUCAAGUUCCACAGUGACUUCAGCGGCAGUGGCUUCUUCGUGCUCAGUUACCAUGCCUACCAGCUGCGUGUGUGCCAGUCUCCUCCUGAAGUUGGCAAUGCGGAUGCGCUAAUGGAGGAUAAUGACUUUGAGAUAGGUGAUAUCAUCCGCUACCGGUGUCACCCCGGCUUCACAUUGGUGGGCAGCGAGAUUCUGACGUGCCGUCUGGGGGAGCGACUGCAGAUGGAUGGCCCCCCUCCCACGUGUCAAGUACAAUGCCCUGCCCAUGAUGUGCGCUUCGACUCGAGCGGGGUGAUUCUGAGCCCAGGCUACCCGGACAGCUACCCCAAUCUCCAGAUGUGCUCGUGGAGCAUCAACGUGGAGAAGGGCUACAACAUCUCGCUCUACUUUGAGUACUUCCAGACCGAGAAGGAGUUUGACAUCCUGGAAGUCUUUGAUGGUCCCACCACCCACAGCCAGGUGCUGGCCACCCUAAGCGGGGACAUGGCCACACCCUUCAACCUGACCACCACAGGCCACCAGCUGCUUCUGCGCUGGACAGCGGACCACGGCACCAACAAGCGAGGGUUCCGUAUCCGCUAUGUCGCGCUCUACUGCAGCACGCCCGACUCGCCGCUGCACGGCUCUGUGGCCAGCCAGACCGGCGGCCACGUCAACAGCCAGGUGCGCUGGGCCUGUGACCGCGGCUAUCGGCUGGUGGGCCAGGGCUCGGCCGUCUGCAAGAAGACAUCGCACGGCUUCUACGACUGGGACUCGCCCGUGCCUGCUUGCCAAGCGGUGUCCUGCGGAGUGCCCAAAGCACCGCUGAAUGGAGGCGUGCUGGCAGCCGACUUCUCGGUGGGCACGCGCGUGACCUACUUCUGCAACGACGGCUACCGCCUGUCCUCCAAGGAGCUGACCAGUGCCGUGUGCCAGCCGGACGGCACCUGGAGCAACCACAACAAGAUCCCCCGCUGCUCUGUGGUGGUGUGUCCCAGCAUCGGCUCCUUCUCUCUGGAGCAUGGGCGCUGGCGCAUCGUGAACGGCUCGCACUACGAGUACCGCACCAAGAUCAUCUUCACCUGCGACCCCGGCUACUACCGGCUAGGCCCGGCCAGCAUCCAGUGCACAACCAACGGAGCCUGGAGCUGGAAGAAUGACAGGCCACGCUGUGAGAUCAUCUCCUGCGGGCAGCUCCCCACUGUGCCCAACGGGAAGAAGAUCGGCACACAGACCACCUUCGGGGCGACGGCCAUCUUCACGUGCGACCUCGGCUACAUGCUGGUGGGCUCCACCGUGCGCGAGUGUCUGUCUUCGGGCCUGUGGAGCGGUACAGAGACCCGCUGCCUGGCGGGCCACUGUGGCACCCCUGAGCCGAUAGUGAACGGUCAGGUGAUUGGGGAGAACUACGGCUACAGGGAUACGGUGGUGUACCAGUGCAACCCCGGCUACCGCCUCAUCGGCUCCUCUGUGCGCAUCUGCUACCAGGACCACAACUGGUCAGGAGAGCUGCCAGUCUGCGUCCCUAUCAGCUGUGGCCACCCGGGCAGCCCCAUCUACGGCCGCACGGUGGGCAACGGCUUCAACCUGAACGACGUGGUGAGCUUCUCCUGCCACACGGGCUAUGUGAUGGAGGGCCCGGCCCGCGCCCAGUGCCAGGCCAACCGGCAGUGGAGCCAUCCACCACCAACGUGUAAAGUGGUCAACUGUUCGGACCCGGGCAUCCCAGCCAACUCCAUCCGGCAGAGCAAGAUCGAGCACGGCAACUUCACCUUUGGCACGGUGGUGUUCUACGACUGCAACCCGGGUUACUACCUAUUCGGCUCGCCCGUGCUCAUGUGCCAGCCCACAGGCCAGUGGGACAAGCCUCUGCCGGAGUGCAUCGUGGUGGACUGUGGGCACCCGGGCUCUCCGCCCAACGGGCUGCUGAUCGGGGACAAGUUCACCUUUGGCUCCACGGUGCGCUACUCCUGCACGGGCGGCCGCAAGCUCAAGGGCGAGUUCUCACGCACCUGCCAGCUCAACAGCCACUGGAGCACACCUAUGCCCUUCUGCUCAGUCGUCCUUACUGUUCUAAUCCAUUCUUUAUCUUCUUCCUCUCCUCCUCUUCCUCCGACCUACGCAGCGGUGCAGUGUGGGAACCCGGGGACGCCAAGCAACGGGCGGGUGUUCCGGCUGGACGGCACCACCUUCUCCCACUCGGUCAUCUACUCCUGCAUGGAGGGUUACCUGCUGUCAGGCUCCACCACCCGAGAGUGCCUGGCCAAUGGCUCCUGGUCGGGCAGUGCCCCCAACUGCACCAUGAUCCACUGUGGUGACCCGGGCGUGCCCGCCAACAGUGCCCGGCACGGCGAGGACUUCACCAUCGGGCAGAACGUCAGCUUUGUGUGCCAGCUGGGCUACGUGAUGGAGCCCGAGGGUUCUCCCGUCCGUACCUGCACGGGCAACGGCACCUGGAGUGGAGUCAUGCCUGCCUGCCGAGCCGUCACGUGCACCGCGCCUCCUGCCAUCUCCAACGGCGUCCUGGAGGGGAACGACUUCGAGUGGGGCACCAGCGUGAGCUACAGCUGCUCAGCGGGCUACGAGCUCUCCUUCCCUGCCUACCUCACCUGCGUGGGCAACGGCACCUGGCGUGGCGAGGUCCCACAGUGCCUGCCCAAGUUCUGUGGUGAUCCAGGCGUCCCUGCCCAUGGCUCACGGGAGGGACGGAGUUUCAUCUACCAAUCAGAAGUGUCGUUUAGCUGUAGCCCGCCCUACAUCCCUGUGGGCAGCACCACGCGCUUCUGCCAGGCUGAUGGCACCUGGAGUGGACUACAGCCUCGCUGCAUAGAGCCCACCCGCACCACCUGUGAAAACCCAGGAACGCCUCGCUCCGGCUCCAUGAACAGAACCUUUGGCUUCAAGGUGGGCAGUAUGGUGGCGUUUCAGUGCCAUCCUGGGCAUUUGCUCCUGGGCUCCACCACACGCUUGUGCCAGGUCGACCUCACGUGGAGCGGCACCCAGCCUGAGUGCAUCCCCCACUCCUGUAAGCAGCCAGAGAGUCCCCCGCACGUGUCGGUGGUGGGCAUGGACCUGCCGUCGUUCGGCUACACCCUCAUCUACUCCUGCCAGCCCGGCUUCUUUCUGUCCGGCGGCUCUGAGCACCGCGCCUGCCGCUCCGACGGCACCUGGAGCGGCAAGAUGCCUGUGUGCAGAGCUGGAUCCAAGCUGUCUGAGAAGCCUGUGAAACCGGUUCCAGGGACGCCCAGCCCUAAGCUGAAUGUCCCAGAUGAUGUCUUCGCUCCCAACUACAUCUGGAAAGGCUCCUAUAACUACAAGGGCAAGAAGCAACCAAUGACUUUGAGCAUCACAAGCUUUAAUACAAGCACGGGUAGAGUUAACGUCACGUUAACCAACAGCAACAUGGAACUCCUGCUUUCAGGUGUCUACAAGAGCCAGGAAGCGCGUCUGAAGCUUCUUCUGUACGAGGUGAAAACGUCCACUCACACCACGCUGAGCAAGCUCAAAGAGGAGGAGUGGUCCAUGGACGGUUUUGUGUCGGCAGAACCUGACGGCGCCACCUACGUCUUCCAAGGCUCCAUACAGGGUAAAGAUUACGGCCAGUUCGGACUCCAAAGACUGGGUCUGAACAUGUCGGAGAGUAAUAACUCGUCCCAUCCACCCCUUGGUACAAACAGUAGCUCUGUGGCCAUAGCAAUCCUUGUGCCUUUUUUCGCCCUGAUAUUCGCAGGCUUUGGAUUCUAUCUCUACAAACAGCGGACUACACCCAAGACCCAGUACACAGGCUGCUCAGUUCAUGAAAACAACAAUGGACAGGCCGCCUUCGAGAAUCCCAUGUACAACACCAACGCUAAAUCCGUAGAGGGCAAAGCUGUCCGAUUCGACCCCAACCUCAACACGGUCUGCACAAUGGUAUAAUGAAGUCUGCUCAGUGCAAAAAAACAACAAAAUGAAACAAACAAACAAGCAGCAUCUCUUUUUUAAUAUAUACCAACAGUGGUGCAAAAGGCUUUCGCAGACAUGGAGGGAUUUUGUGACUAAAGACUGGGAGAGGGUCAAGCAGUCAGUUGUGACCGGCUGCGCUCGUAUUUAAAGCACAUUCUUCAGGAACCAUGAUUGACCAUGUGCAUCUAUCUCGGAGGACACUGGGAUUUUUUGUUGUUGUUUUUUUUUUUGUUUUUCAACGUCACGUUCUGGAAGACUUGACUUGACCAGAACUCAGAAAAAUCUUCACGAGAUUCUUGCGUGGAGAGUCUUGCCUCUUAUUUGAUCCGCACUCCGUGAGUGCUUCUUCACAGUUGACUUGGUCUUUUUGAGUGAAAAGAAUCUGUAAAUCUUCUUACAUAUAUACGAGGAGCAUUCACCACCUAUAUUUUUGUGCUAUAUAUAUUACCGAGUGGGGGUCCAGCCCUGGGAAAGGAAACAGAUUCUAUACAGAGUUUAUAGAAAAAAAAGAGAGAAAUAGUUCAAAAUAUGCUGUUCAAAUGACUGAACGCAACACAUUAUAAAUUGUUCAUUUCCAGCUGUUGUUUUCUCUUCCUUUAAGCAAAGGUUUCAUUUUUGGGUGUUCGCUUCAGUCUUAAAUGCUUCUGCUGGUUCUUUGUUGUUUCUAAACGAGUGUCAAUGGUGAGUAGGUGUGUUUGUACGUGAGGAUGACCAAGUGGGUGGUUUGUUGGUAAUGACCCCUAAGAAUUAGAAACGAAGUGAUUGAAGCGUGUUUUUUAAACAUAUCCAUUUUUUUUAUUGAUAUGACGUGUUUGUGUAAUUUUUUUAUUUAUAUUAAUGCUUGCAUCCCCAUGACAACACAUUGGACAACUGUCAGUAUUUUGUACCUGAAGUCUGCAGCAAAAAAAAUGUUGCCAGAGUGAGCAUUAUGUCAUUGGGCUAAUCCCUCACUUGCAGAAAUGUCUGUGUGCUCAGCUAUACAAAGUAUAGCGUCUGUGUGCCAUCACCUUCCUCAAAUAGCUAUAUUUAAACAUUUUGGAAAAUUUGAUAAGAUAAUUUGAUAAUUUCAAUCAUUAAUCGCUAUUAUUGUUAUUAUUAUAUAGAAUUUGUAUAAAAUAAAAUGCACUUGGCAUUUAAAUCUUAGUCUUUUAUACAAACCUCAGAACACAUCGUUGAUGGAUAACGCAUGCAUGUGUCUUAUGUACCGUGGCAACAAUGUGAUCAUAAUUAUCCUGUAAAUAAGGGAGAUGAAACAGUAUCCUACGUCAGUCUAACUUGGCCAUGGCAUUAAGCAUACCCUCAAAGGUUUAGAGGUGCAGCUCCUUGCUGCAACAAGGGUCCACUUCCCACAGUUAUAGGGAGACGGAUAGGUAAUGACCACACAUGAGUCUUGCAUGAACAGUCAGUCCCCAUCUCUGUAUAUUGGCCAUUGCCAAGCCUCGAAUGAAGGAGCUGGGAUGCUUCUCCUUCAACUUAGCAGGCAGACUUUUACUCGUGGGGAGGCCUCAACGACCACACAGCUGUCAUGGUGUACACUUAUCAUACGUUCAAAUCUCUCACACCACAUGACGGUCACUUUAUAGGGCGAGUCCCAGUCGGACUUGGAGCAGGCUGGCGCCGCGUUUUCAGGCCCUCGAGCUGUGAGAUUCAUUACAGUGCCUUUUAACGUUUCCACUCACUGCGUGUUCUGCAGACGACGGGGAUUCACAGGCACAUUUGUAGGGAGGGAAGGGGUUAAGACUCCCCUUGCUCUGUAGCGUCUGCAGACUUUAGGAGACGAUCCUGACUUGUCCUUGUUCAGUGUCCAUGCCCUUCCCCAUUCAGUUCACCCAAGAGAAGAAUAGCAAGGUAAUUGCAAUUGUGAUUGAGAUUUUUUUUAGAAGAACAAUCGAAUAGAAUAAUAGAAGAACAAUCGAAUCUCCCUUACAGACCCCCCCCCCAACCCCCCUCACACACACACACACACCCACACACACACACACCAUUAUCACCCUCACCUGAUUUGCUUUUGGCUCUUUUGCUCUUUCGCUCUUUACAUUCAUUUUUCUUCAAAUAGGUAAAUACAUUUUGUUCAAAAAGAGGCUGUUUUUUUACACAGUGCCUACCAAAAAAAAAUGACAAGGAAAAAAAUAUCCUAUAUGUGUGUCCCAGGUCUGCUGCUUUCUCAUUUAGGCCUAACUGCUUCAUAUUGUGAAAAUGACUUCAUUUCCAGGUCGCUUCAAGAGACCUAGUGGCUCAAAUGCUUUGUGUCGCAUCACAGAGCCCCUCUCAAGAAUCACCCCCACCUCUUUUUUUAUUAUUUGUCGCUCCAACAUCCAAUCUCUUUUUUGCCACUUAUAAAUGACUGCAAUAAAAAGAAAAAAAUACCCAUACAGUUCUAGGAAUGGACUCUUUCAAGCAGACUACUCUUUGCCAUACACCUGGGUACUCCUCCGAUGUUAAUGCAUUCAGAAAAAUAAGUAUAUAUAAAAAACAUGAAAAUGGAACAAAAAAAGUUUUUUGUAAAGAAAUAUAUUUUUAUGAACAAAUUAUUUGUAAAAUGUAUGAAUC